AGUGACGCAGCCUGUGAAAAGGGAGACAGAAUGAGGGAAUCUGGGGCUGCGACGCGACAUGAGGGAACACGCGAUGAGGACAAACAAGACACGCGCAGGAGAAUACAAGAAGAUGGAGAUUGGGGGACAUUGGGACGGGUGUGGUCGUCGCUGUCCCUAGCAGAUACUCCGCAUCCGUUGUCUGCGGUGGUCGCUGCAGAAUAACUGAAGAUUCAUUCGAAUAUUCAGUCGUGAUCUUCUGAUCUACUUCCGCAGACAGGUGCACAUUAGCGUGCCUGCAGGUCCAGUGAUCCUCCCAUAUUGAUUAUUGCAUUGUUCGCUCUCGUCACGACUUCUAUCGAUUGACACCCCGGUCCCACUUCCUUCCUCUUAAAAACCACCGUUCCGCUCAUCCUUCCCUCCGUCCUCUUUUCUUCUCUUCUCACACACUCACUCGCUUAUUCAAUGGCAGGUCGUGGCGGUCCUAGAGGCAGGGGGCGUGGCGCACCUGCUCUUCGUGGUCGCGGUGGCGGGCCUUCAAUCGGUUCGGUACCAAGUAGCGGUCCUGGCAUUCCCAACCAAGGCGAUCAUAUCGCCACAGUUGGUGUCAAGCGAUCGGCCUUCGGGAGCUCUGGUAGAGCCAUCGAAGUGUUCACCAAUCAUUACGAGGUUUCAAUCCCUCAAGGGAUGAUAUACCACUAUGAUGGUAAGACUUGUUUCUCUUUGUCAUGUUUGUGGAUACUGAAAAGUCGUCUGCUCAUUCGUAGUCGCCAUCUCUCCGUCUGAGCACACCCUACCCGCCAGACUCAACAUGGAAUUGAUCGUCAAGUUACAGGAAAGAGAUCACCCCGAGAUCUUUACCCCAAGAGGUGUCUAUGAUGGCCGAAAAAAUAUGUUUUCUGUGAAAAGAUUCCCAUUCGAAAACGACACCCGCACAUUUGAUGUCACGCUCAGUGAUCCUAAUGUCCAGGAUUCUCCUGGUCGCGCAGCUGUAGGCCGAGGUCCAAAAAUAUACAAGAUAAAGCUUACCAAGGUGGCCGAGAUAAACCCAGAGGUGUUAUCACGCUUCUUAGAAGGCAGCCAGUCCCACGACAACACCGUACUGACGGCUAUUACUGCUCUCAAUGUGGUCGUCAGAAUGGAACCGACCAAGAAUUAUCCAUUCAAUGUUCGUUCUUUCUUCACUCCCCGUGAGCAGAAAGACAUCGGAGGUGGUUUGGUGCUUUGGCGCGGAUACUUCCAAUCCGUCCGUCCCGCCAUUGGGAAAAUGCUUAUCAACAUUGACAUUUCAACUGGCACCAUGUAUAAGGAAGGUCCCUUGCUCAACAUCUGCCUAGAAUUUUUCAAUCGUGGAAAUGAUCCCAACAUCCUUGCGCCUGCACGUGGUCUGCCUGAGCGGGAGCGCCUUCGUCUUCAACGAUUCAUAUCUGGCGUUAGAGUCAUGACGAAUGCCGCAAACCAAGGGCAACAAGGACGUACCCGUACACCUCGUGUCGUUAAAAAGCUAUCAUCUGCUGGAGCGAAUUCGUUGUCUUUCACUAUGCGGGAGGGUGGCACGAUGACUGUGGCGCAAUAUUUCGCGAGAACAUACAAUCGACCUCUUCAACACCCCGCCAUUCUCUGCGUCGAGGUUGGAAAUGGAGCAUUGAUCCCUAUAGAACUGUGCACAGUCGUACCAGGACAAAUCAUGCGGAAACAGGUUCCGCCAGAGAAAACGAAAGACGUGCUUGAGUUCGCAACUAAGAAACCUGCUGAUCGACUCGCUAGCAUUCGCAAUGGUCUCGGGGUGCUUUCUUACGGUCAAUCAGAGUAUGUGCGACAAUUCGGUCUACAUGUGAAGGAUACGGGAGGCCCGCUGUCAGUCAACGCUCGCGUUUUAAAUCCACCCACCUUAAAGUAUGGCCAAAACAGCAAACAACCCACUAUCGUACCGCGUGAUGGAGCGUGGAACAUGAUUGAUAAGAAAUUCUUUCAACCGGCAACAAUCAAAGCCUGGGUCGUCGUGGUCUACGAACGUCAAAAUCGCUUCCGCGAUGAGAACGCCAAAGACAUGAUUGCUGGAUUGUUGGAAGCGUGUGCAGCAGUGGGCAUUGUUGUCCAGGACAAACAACCCCUCGUAUUCUGGGAGAAUGCUCAAGGCACGAUAGCCGAUCACCUUCGUAAAGCCGGUCUAGCUUGCAACCAGAAGAAAGGCGUAUUCCCGAACCUGAUCGUGGCCGUGCUACCUGAACAAGCAACAGACAUCUAUACCGCUAUCAAACACUUCGGCGACGUUUCGACUGGUGUUGCAACUCAGUGCCUGAAAUCGCAGAAGUGUACUCGCGCGAAGCAACAGUACUACGCGAACGUUUGCUUGAAGAUCAAUGUGAAACUGGGAGGUAUCAAUACCAUUCCAGAUGCACGGUCUGUAUCCAUCUUGACGGAUCCCCACAAUCCAACAAUUGUUAUGGGGGCUGAUGUCAUUCAUCCCGCCGCCCACUCGGAGGGUCGUCCAUCAUUCACAUCCUUGGUUGCUAAUGUCGACUCCGAUACGGCGAAGUAUAUUGCUGACUGCCGUGUUCAAACUUCCCGUCAAGAAAUGAUUGACGACUUGGAAGAUAUGGCAACGCAUAUGAUUGAUAUGUAUAUAAACUAUCGACGGAACGUAGAGAAGAAGCCAAAUCCCCAGCCGAAGAGGAUCAUCUUCUAUCGAGAUGGUGUGUCCGAAGGUCAGUUUAGGCAGGUCCUGGAGCACGAGUUACCGCAGAUCAAGAAAGCAUGCGCCAAGAUGAAAGUAGAUCCUAAAAUCACUGUAAUCGUCGUUGGCAAACGUCACCAUGUUCGAUUCUUCCCGAAGCGACCGGAUGAAGCUGACAGGAGUGGCAACUGUCGUGCUGGUACUGUCAUCGAUCGCGAUAUCGUUCACCCCCUCGAGAUGGAUUUCUAUCUUCAGUCUCACGGCGGUCUCUUGGGUACCUCACGCCCCGCCCAUUACAAUGUGCUUUAUGAUGAUAAUCGACUCACUGCGGAUGGCAUCCAGCAGUUGUCUUUCGCAUUGUGUCACGUCUAUGCUCGCUCCACUCGCUCGGUCUCAAUUCCCGCCCCUGUCUAUUAUGCGGAUAUUGUCUGCUCCCGAGCCAAGAACCAUUAUGAUCCUGGGGCCAACCUUGACCUUACCGAGACUGGCACCGCCGACGAUGCUCAUGCCAGCGAGCAGCUUGAAGUCUUCAAGAACAAUUUCAAACCUCUUCACCGAAAUAUGCAAUUCCUCAUGUAUUUCUCUUAAAGUUUGCUCUAAACUCCAUACAUAUGGCAAUGUCGUGUUUUCUAUUCUUCCUCCGUUCAUCCCUGGACGAUCAUGUUCGGGAGUUCCCCAUAUUACUAGUGUGAUAUCUUGCUUUUCUCUUGCUGUCGUGCAGUUUGUUGUGAUGCUCCUAACGUCCUGGAUGUACAUAUGUAGUGCUAUGGUUGUGAUAUGUGGCGUAGUGGUAGUGCUUCGGUACAAUGGAAUUAUGUGUUGUUUGAAAUCGGAUUCUACUAUGCCGGCGGCUCUAUAAUUGAACGGUCUCUAAUUUGGCGUCUACGAGCGAUCAAAAGCAGUGCAUGGCCAGGAAUGGCUUUCAUCUUAAGUAGUUCAACGCCCAUGUUCGUUAUCCGUCCUGGUGCUUGCCGCUAAGCAGAUCCUUCUGAACAAACUUAUUUCACUAGA
Molecule: messenger RNA, 3667 nt
Organism: Somion occarium
Lineage: Eukaryota; Fungi; Basidiomycota; Agaricomycetes; Polyporales; Cerrenaceae
Source: the annotation of a GenBank genome assembly